ACACACACACACACACACACACACAGAUAUAUUUAAAGCAAAUUCGACAGAAAAUUACAAAUAAAAUGGAUCGAGCAGUAGGUAGACAGAGGAACUGAAUUACGGUAAAUAGAAAUUUAGACUUGAAAGAGAAUACAUAAAAAAUAGAGAAAAAAUACAGAAAUUUGUGUUGGGGAAAAAGAGCCAAAAAAAAAAAAGUUCAAGAGGAGGAGGGUGCCAUACUUCAUGCCGUUCUCGUCCUCAGCCCAUCAUGACGACCGUGACCGUGGGCUUGGUGGGCGGUGCAGGCGUGGCAGCCGCCGCCGCCGUCGCAGGAGCCGUGGGCUUGGGCCUCCUGGCGCUCGCAGGUCUAGGACGCCGCAGCAGCAGCAGACGUCGCAGUGGCUACAGGAAGCACGGGAGGUACGGCAGGGAGGUGCCGGCAGCGGAGGCGCAGAUCCAGGAGCAGGCCGACCUCGAGAACCUGCUGGAGGACGUGUGGCGGCAAGACGAGACGGGCUGCGGCAGGAGGCUCCUGUGCGAGCUGGCGAAGGAGGACGAGGAGGAGCUCUCGCAGGAGGAGUUGGACAUCCUCAGCCUGGUUGGCCCCGACGUGAAGCCCGGCGAGGGUCUCCUGCCGCCCUUCAGCGGAACCGGGGAGUACGUGCGCGCCAGGGCCUUCGGCAGGAGCGGCGGGGACUGCGGCGCCGCCUUCCCCCUGUGCCCCUUCAACGGCACGGAACUUAUGGACAACGUCAUGGCCUACUUGUCGUGAUCUGCUCCUCUCAUGACCCUUCUUUCGACUGACCUCAUGGCGUGGAAGACCUGCAGGACGUAGCCAUGGGAUCCAGAGUGUCGACGGGGAUCUUGGUUGGGAAGGAACGACUUUUUAUACAUAGCUAAUAGUAGGCAAAAUUCACUUACUGGGCACUCUGGUGUUUAUUUUCUUAAAAGGCAGAAUAAUUCUUUUAUCAUACCGGUAGCAUGAAGGAAUUUCAAAGGAACAAAAUUUACAAAAGACGCCAUUUUUCUCACUGUCAACACUCGGUUACGUGUCUGCUUCUUGCCAUAGAAACUGCUGGCGGAUUCUGCUAAUUUUCGUAAGAAACUCUGAUGCACUAUUGGGUUAAUGGUAUUUUUGUCUGAUUUCUUGAUUGGUCACUUUAUUUCCAUAUAUAUA
Penaeus monodon (black tiger shrimp) is the source of this 1159-nucleotide messenger RNA. RefSeq lists its product as uncharacterized. Bases 251 to 754 code for a protein of 167 amino acids. The transcript is spliced from 2 exons. NCBI's taxonomy places the organism in Eukaryota, Metazoa, Arthropoda, Malacostraca, Decapoda, Penaeidae. The record is from RefSeq and is a predicted model, not a curated record.